Cynara cardunculus var. scolymus (artichoke) is the source of this 534-nucleotide messenger RNA. RefSeq lists its product as uncharacterized. The record is from RefSeq and is a predicted model, not a curated record. Lineage: Eukaryota; Viridiplantae; Streptophyta; Magnoliopsida; Asterales; Asteraceae. The transcript has a single exon. Bases 1 to 534 code for a protein of 177 amino acids.
AUGAAAACCCUCUCCAGUAGUUCCGACCUUCCGACGAAGAGCGUUAAAACACGGGAGGAUAGGCGAUUCUCCACGAGCUCAAGGCGAUUAUCGAACGAGAUGAUGGCAAUGCAUCACUCUUCUGUAGAAGUGUAUUAUGGUGGUGCACCGGUUGCUGUCCCAUUCAAAUGGGAAUCACAACCAGGUACACCUAGAGUGGGGUUUCACGAAACCCCACUUCCGCCGCUCACACCGCCACCAUCUUUUCUCUUCAACUCCCCCAAAACACCCAACAAGAAGACCUCAAAAUCCAAAGGAGGUAUUCUUCUUGCUGUCCUCCCUAGGUUCAGUAGAAAAACCCACAAUUCUCCUGCUUCACCGGCUUCUUCAGAAUCAUCUUCUUUGUUCUCCACUUGGUCAUAUUCAGAUUCUGCAUCAUCUCCAUAUACCCCCAACAACCACAGGCAAAGCCAUAAGAAAUCAUUUGAAGAUCAAGAUCGGCACAAAUCACCAGUUUCAACUCUAAUUUGUUUCCGUAUCAGGCGUAGUAAAUAG